UAUCUCCCACAAAUCUCUCUCGAUAUCUCCUACAAAUGUCUCUUGAUAUCUCAUGCAAUUCUCUAUCUCCCAAGUCUUCCAUCUUGUCAGUUACAGUCCAGCGCGGCCAGGAUGCAUCUCGCAAAAGGUACUCUUGAGCUGGUCACACGGCCAAUGAGCGCGGUCAUCCAAGACACUGCCGCACCCCACGCGCCCGUCCCCAACCCUCACCAGUACCCAUCACCCGCCCAAAUCCUCGAACACCACCUUCGUCCUCCCGAGCUGCAGCCACCGUCAACAUCAUGCAGGCACAAACAACUGCCACCCUGUCUCAUAUCGCCCGGCUGCGGGAGCGCUACACACGACCGUGUGCCUCGCACGCUCUGCAAGUGACGUCCCCAAGUGAUGCAGACGACGUAUAUACGCCCACCCGGACGCCAUCAUGGCUGCCAUCUUCUGCAGGGUUUGGAGCCCUCACCGUCGUCUGACUGCUGAGCGUUAAGUAUCGCG
Molecule: messenger RNA, 489 nt
Organism: Didymella exigua CBS 183.55
Lineage: Eukaryota; Fungi; Ascomycota; Dothideomycetes; Pleosporales; Didymellaceae
Exons: 1
Coding region: 112-372 (86 amino acids)
Source: RefSeq, a predicted model, not a curated record